CUAAAGUAGGCGACGCCCUUAUAUAUACACACAUGGAACAUCACACACCACUCCCAAAUCAGCUCCUUCACUACUUUUACAUCACUCACUAUACCACUACAUCUCACAAAUUCAAUUACUAGAAAAUACACGCCGGCCGGCCGGACCGCCGGAUUAUAUAUAUGGAACCAAGCAAUUUUCCGGUGAUAUCGAAAAAGUUUUGGAGAUUCGUGAUGACAGCUCUGCUGAUGCUAAAGAAGGGCAUGGCCCUGUCCAAGACCAAGCUCAUGCUUGAUCUCAGCCUCUUAAUGCAGCGCGGAAAGCUCGCCGGAAAAGCCGCCAUCCACAGCCUCAUGCUCAUCCACCACUCCCGUCACCACCUCAAUCUCUCCUCCUCCGCCGCCGUUCAGCUUCCCGAGGAGUACUACGAGUUCAGCUGCAGCAAUAGCCCCGCGUACCACGGCGGCGGUGGUGGCUUCCACCUCCCUUUCCCGCUCGGCAAGAAGAGCAAGAACCGCCACGCCGCCGCCACUUUCGAAGAUAUUGUUGCGGCCAACGCCGUCGUUAAGGCUCUUGAAAUCCUUCACACGGAGACUCCGUCGCCGGCUCUUCCCGGGUUCGGCAGGACUCCGGUGGUGCGGCAGCUGAGGAUCACCGACUCACCGUUUCCGGUGAAGGAUGGGGACGAGAGCGGCGGGCAAGUUGAUAGAGCCGCCGAGGAUUUCAUUUCGCAAUUCUACAGGUCCUUGAGGCGACAAUCCAAUGAUGAUUAAAAUAAAAUUCUUUUCCACCGAGUUUAAUUUGUAUUUACCCAUAAGGGAGAUUUACGAUUUUUGGCUCCUAAUUACUUUUGACUACGCCUAUUUUUGAUUCGGUAAUUUUAUUCGCUUGGGUAAUUUGUCUUGUAAUUAUUCGGUAGUAGAUUUAUAUACUCGCAACUUAAAAAUCUUUCCACUUUCCUUUUUCGUCCG
Messenger RNA from Cuscuta epithymum, 950 nucleotides. The record is from the annotation of a GenBank genome assembly. NCBI's taxonomy places the organism in Eukaryota, Viridiplantae, Streptophyta, Magnoliopsida, Solanales, Convolvulaceae.